GAGAGACGUGGGAAUGAGAUUGUCUUGAAAGCAAUGGGUCAGGCGAUAAGCAAGACAGUAGCUAUUGCAGAGAUUAUAAAGAGAAGAAUUCCUCGACUGCAUCAAGACACUGCCAUCAGUUCAGUAAGAAUAACUGAUACAUUUGAACCCAUCGAAGAGGGCCUUCAGACUGUCGAGCAGACUCGCCAUGUUUCCAUGAUUUCAAUCACCUUGUCAACUAAGGAGCUAAACAAGAAUUCUCCAGGGUACCAAGCUCCAGCUCGUAUGGGGCAAACUAAACAACAAUAUAAUUAUCAGCCACAGCCACAGCAACAGCAACAGCAACAGCAACAGCCACAGCCACAGCCACAGCCACAGCCACAGCCACAGCAACAGCAACAACAGCAAAAGCAAAGGCAACCUCUUCCUAGACAAGCACGUGCGCCGUACAACAGUGGUAAUGGAGAUGCAUAUGGACGUGGAAGAGGACGUGGCAGAGGGAGGGGACGAGGUUGGAACAGAGGUGGAUAUGCAAACUAUCAAGAAAAUGACGGAUAUGCAAACUAUCAAGGAAAUGGUGGAUAUGCAAAUUAUAAAG
Messenger RNA from Olea europaea var. sylvestris, 577 nucleotides. Its product is annotated as general transcriptional corepressor trfA-like. The annotation marks the transcript as partial. NCBI's taxonomy places the organism in Eukaryota, Viridiplantae, Streptophyta, Magnoliopsida, Lamiales, Oleaceae. The record is from RefSeq and is a predicted model, not a curated record. Gene Ontology annotation, molecular function: RNA binding. The transcript is spliced from 7 exons.